Molecule: messenger RNA, 1902 nt
Organism: Saccharomyces paradoxus
Lineage: Eukaryota; Fungi; Ascomycota; Saccharomycetes; Saccharomycetales; Saccharomycetaceae
Gene: NHX1
Product: bifunctional K:H/Na:H antiporter NHX1
Exons: 1
Coding region: 1-1902 (633 amino acids)
Biological process (GO): proton transmembrane transport; sodium ion transport; vacuolar acidification
Cellular component (GO): fungal-type vacuole membrane; early endosome; late endosome
Molecular function (GO): sodium:proton antiporter activity
Source: RefSeq, a predicted model, not a curated record
AUGUUAUCCAAGGUGUUGCUGAAUAUAGCUUUCAAAGUCCUGCUGACCACCGCCAAGAGAGCAGUCGAUUCUGACGAUGAUGAUGAACUUUUACCUUCCCCAGAUCUCCCGGAUAGUGAUGACCCUAUAACAGGUGACCCCGACGUAGACUUAAACCCUGUUACAGAAGAGAUGUUCUCUUCAUGGGCACUGUUCAUUAUGUUGCUCUUAUUAAUCUCUGCAUUGUGGUCUAGUUAUUAUUUAACUCAAAAACGUAUCAGGGCAGUGCAUGAAACUGUACUUUCUAUCUUUUAUGGUAUGGUUAUCGGCUUGAUAAUAAGGAUGUCACCGGGGCAUUAUAUUCAAGAUACGGUUACUUUUAAUUCAUCCUACUUUUUUAAUGUUCUUUUACCGCCUAUUAUCUUAAAUAGCGGGUAUGAGUUGAACCAAGUGAACUUUUUCAAUAACAUGGUAUCCAUCUUAAUUUUCGCCAUACCUGGCACUUUCAUAUCUGCUGUGGUUAUCGGCAUCAUAUUGUAUAUCUGGACCUUCUUAGGAUUAGAGAGUAUCGACAUCUCAUUCGCAGAUGCCAUGUCUGUUGGUGCUACAUUAUCUGCUACCGAUCCUGUUACAAUUCUUUCCAUUUUCAAUGCCUAUAAGGUGGAUCCUAAGCUGUAUACGAUUAUUUUUGGUGAGUCACUGUUAAAUGAUGCUAUCUCUAUUGUUAUGUUUGAAACUUGUCAAAAAUUUCAUGGUCAACCUGCAACAUUUUCAUCGGUUUUUGAAGGGGCAGGCCUCUUUUUGAUGACUUUCUCCGUUUCGUUGUUGAUAGGUGUUCUUAUAGGAAUUCUUGUUGCUCUUCUAUUGAAACACACUCACAUAAGGCGUUAUCCUCAAAUUGAGAGUUGUUUGAUCUUGCUGAUUGCAUAUGAAUCCUAUUUCUUUUCCAACGGUUGCCAUAUGUCCGGUAUCGUUUCCUUGUUAUUUUGCGGAAUCACUUUAAAACAUUAUGCCUAUUAUAACAUGUCAAGAAGAUCACAAAUUACCAUUAAAUAUAUUUUCCAAUUGUUAGCAAGAUUAUCAGAGAAUUUCAUCUUCAUCUAUCUAGGUUUAGAGCUUUUUACUGAAGUAGAACUAGUCUAUAAACCACUUUUAAUCAUUGUGGCUGCUAUUUCUAUAUGUGUUGCUCGUUGGUGUGCCGUGUUCCCAUUGUCCCAGUUUGUUAACUGGAUAUAUAGAGUAAAGACAAUCAGAUCUAUGAGUGGCAUAACCGGAGAAAAUAUUUCUGUUCCUGAUGAAAUUCCUUACAAUUAUCAAAUGAUGACCUUUUGGGCAGGUUUACGUGGUGCCGUUGGUGUUGCUUUAGCGUUAGGAAUUCAAGGUGAGUAUAAGUUCACCUUAUUGGCAACGGUUCUUGUUGUUGUUGUUUUAACAGUUAUAAUUUUUGGAGGUACUACUGCGGGGAUGUUGGAAGUUUUGAAUAUCAAGACAGGCUGUAUAAGUGAGGAAGAUACAUCAGAUGACGAAUUUGACAUAGAGGCCCCAAGGGCAAUAAAUUUGAUGAAUGCUAGUUCCAUGCAGGCAGGUUUGGGGCCAUAUUCCGACAACAAUUCACCAGAUAUUUCAAUCGAUCAAUUAGCGGUCAGCAGUAACAAGAAUAUCCCUGAUAACCCAUCUACAAUUGGUGGCAAUAGUUUUGGAGACCUCAAUGGGACCGAAAAUACUAGCCCUAAUCCAGGAAGGUCUUCUAUUGAUAAGCGUAAUCUGAGAGAUAAACUGGGAACGAUAUUCAAUUCUGACUCACAAUGGUUCCAGAAUUUUGAUGAACAAGUAUUAAAGCCAGUGUUCUUAGACAACGUGUCGCCAUCCUUACAAGACUCGGCCACUCAAUCACCUUCUGACUUCUCUUCCCAAAACCACUAG